UUGCUGCAGCACGCCGGCAAAACACGCUGAAAACACAGCUCAACCACGCAGUAAUUACAGCAACAGGAUGCCGUGAGAUCAGACUGGGAGUUAAUGAGUCGAUAUUUGUGGUAUCAGUGUAGAUGAGGGCAGCUUUAGAGGCAGCGGACAUGUGUGAUCAAACUACUAACUGGAUCCUCCAGCAUCCAGCGUAUCAGCAGAUGAAGGAUCUGGAGGUCGGAGACAGCGAGCAGCUCCAUGCAGCCUUUCUGGUCUACAUGGAUCUGACUGAGGUCCGUCGGUGGAAAGAGGUGUCUUGUGUGAAGAGUCCUGAGCUGCAGAUGGUUUUACUGGAAGCGAAGGAGAAGGAAGGAGCACCUGUUCAGACCAUCUUUCCGCUGCCAGUUCAUCGAUCUCUGAGCCACAGAAGCAUACGUCAGGUGCUGGACAGAGGUUUUCCUGUGCUGCUGUGUGCUGUAGCAGCUGACUCCACCCUGGUCUACCAGAGGAUGACUGACGGACUGGUGACACCGGACCCUCCUGCAGGACCUUUUCAGGAUGUGGGACGUCGGCAGCACCGGAAGAGACGGCAGCAGCGCUGAGCAGCUGAUGGUGAAGAUGAUGAACCAUAGAGGAGAAGAAAGGAUGAGGUGACAGCCGAGUGGUCAGUCUGUGCUUGUGAGCUACUUCUAAAAUCAGCACAAAGAUGCACUGUCACUGUGGAGCUCCCAUAUGGAGAUGUGUCAGCACCCCUCCAGGUGGUAUAUGUGGCUGUUAGGUCCACCCUUGUUAGUCCCUCUCACUAAGAAACCAAUGGCUACAUCGAACCAGUGAAGGGGAUAUCAACAUUUUUUACCUUAGUGACAUCUGGAAACAAAAGCUGUGACUUAUCCUCUGCAUGGCUGAAGAAAAAAGAGCAGAUAUGUGUAAACUGAAGAAAUAACAUUAUUUUUAAAGUUUUUAUUUUUCAUCUCUGCAAUUCUGUUAAAUUCUUGUGACACCCUGGAGGGUACUGCCGUGUUUGAGAGGCUUGUUGUGACGUAUGCAAACAGGAAUAUAUUCACCAAACACUACUUUAUGUGGUCUGAUGCCUCCCACAAAAUCAUAGACUAUAUAAAAAAAGCCUCCAGGUCUGAAAUGUGAAGCCAUAAUGGAAAUGCCUUAAAUCUGCAUUCUUUCUAACAGCCAGCAGGGGGCUGAUGCUACUUCUCAUUUAAUUUGUUACUUCAGUAAACAUUUUCCAAA
Amphiprion ocellaris (clown anemonefish) is the source of this 1224-nucleotide messenger RNA. It is a transcript of the gene tsen15, whose product is annotated as TSEN15 tRNA splicing endonuclease subunit. Gene Ontology annotation, biological process: tRNA splicing, via endonucleolytic cleavage and ligation. Lineage: Eukaryota; Metazoa; Chordata; Actinopteri; Pomacentridae. The transcript is spliced from 4 exons. Bases 123 to 581 code for a protein of 152 amino acids. Gene Ontology annotation, molecular function: nucleic acid binding. The record is from RefSeq and is a predicted model, not a curated record.